AUGAAUAAAGCUGAGGAAAGUGCUAAUUAGUUUUUUGUGAUUGAACGUAAGACAAUAACAUAAAUAAUGUAGAGAUUGAAAUGAGUAGUGAGAGUGAACCUGAAGAUUUGGAGGAUUUGGAUGAUUUGAAUGAUAUCAAACACGAAGAAGAUAAUCUCAAUGAUUUAGAUAAGAUUAUAACUGAUGUUAAAAGUAAGUAUUCUAUUCUAUAAUUAAUUAGAGGAAGAUUAUAUACCUAAACCAAUAACAAAAACUUAAGAUUUAAAAAUCCCAGGUCUUGUAAAUAGAUUGGAAGUGGUCGAUGACUUUAUUCGUAACUUCCUCAUUAAGAAUCAAAUGAAUCGAAGUCUAGAAGUAUUUCAAGUAUUUUAUAUCAUUAAUUAUUCUUAGUAAGAAUGGUAUGAACUCUCAUAGAAAGGUAAAUUGGCUACAGAUGGUAUGGGUCAAGUAACAGAUGUUUAUAUUUAAAAUGAAAAACUCAAAGAAGAACUCAAAUAUGUAAGAGGAGAGUUGGAUAAAGCUAAAAUUGUUGCUGAAAAUGCCAAAUCUACUUAUGAUAAAUUGAGAAAAGAAAGAGAUUUCCAUAAGAUGCAUCAUCAUAGAGUUCAAUAAGAAAAAAGGAAAUUGAAUCAUGAUAUUGAUAAAUUAAAAGGAUUACAUCUACAAUAUGAGACCAAAUAUGAGGAACUAUCCUAAAAGUAUUCACAUGCUAUGAAAGAGAAGAUGUUAUUGAAAUUAGAAAGAGAUAGAUUGGUGGCAAAAAAUGAUGCACUCUAAAGAAGUUUAUAAAAUGUAAAUUUAUAAAGUUAAAUAUUAAAAAAGGUUGAAGAAAAGAUUAACAAAGAGAAAGAACCAGGAAGUCCUACAGAUAAACUUCCUUUAGUUGAUACAAAGGCCAACACUAAGAAAGCAUCUACUAAAGCUAAUACCCCAUUCCCUCCUGAUGAUAGACCUAAUCCUUAUGCAGGUACUCAAAUAGAACCACAAAAUUACAGAAAUGCAAUCUUAAAUAAAACAUAGAAAGGACAUAUGAUGGCAAUAUCAUCUAUGGAUAUGCAUCCAAAGAAAUCAAUAGUUGCAACUGCAUCAGAUGAUUUCACUUGGAAGAUUUGGACAUUACCAUAAUGUGAAUUAAUUAUGUCUGGAGAAGGCCAUAAAGAUUGGGUCAGUGGAAUACAUUUUCAUCCUAAAGGAAGUCAUCUAGCUACAUCAUCAGGUGAUUGUACAAUUAAAGUCUGGGAUUUCAUUAAUGCUUCAUGCACUCAUACAUUUAAAGAUCACAUUUAGCCUGUUUGGGGUGUUAAAUUUAAUGAUACUGGAGAAUUCAUUGUAAGUGCUAGUAUGGAUCAUACAUGUAAAGUAUUCGAUUUAGCUUCUGGUAAAACUAGACAUACAUUCAGAGGACAUGUAUUUUAUUUCAUUUAUUAUUAAAGGUUGAUUCUGUCAAUCAUGUAAGUUUCUAACCAUUUUCUAACAUUUUUACUUCUGCUUCAGCUGAUAAAACUAUUUCAUUAUGGGAUAUUAGAAGUGGAUUAUGUGUUUAAACUUUCUAUGGUCAUUUGAAUAGUGUUAAUCAUGCCACUUUUUCAUUAAAAGGAGAUAGUAUUGCCAGUUGUGAUGCUGAUGGAAUUGUUAAAAUGUGGGAUGUCAGAAUGGUUAAAGGAAGAUCAUAAUUUGAUGCAGGUCCUUAUUCUGCUAAUGCUGUUUCACUUGAUAAAAGUGGCACUAUUCUUCUUGUUGGAUCUGAUGAUCAAUAAAUCAGACUGUAUAAUGAAACCACAUAGAAAGUAUUAUCUUUAUUUACUUAUUUAUUAGUAAGAACACACCUUGAAAGGACAUGAAGAUGCUGUCUAAGAUGUUGCAUUUGAUUACAAUAGCAAAAUGAUUAUUAGUUGCGGUUCUGAUGCUACUUUUAGAAUUUAUUAAUGAU
Molecule: messenger RNA, 1930 nt
Organism: Paramecium pentaurelia
Lineage: Eukaryota; Ciliophora; Oligohymenophorea; Peniculida; Parameciidae
Source: the annotation of a GenBank genome assembly